GGCCUAUGACGCCUUGUAAGAAUGAAGGCUUUUUAGGAACGCUACAAUCACGUAGCAGAGCCGCUUGCCACUCGAUUAACGCUAACGUUGAAAAGUAUGUAUGCAGGUCAAUCACUGACUGUGGACUUCCUUUAGGCAGUUACCAAAGAGGUGACAAUAGAAUGGAGAAGGCGACUCCAGGUCAUUAAUACUGGCGAUGCUCCGAGGGUAGUGGUCGGUCCUUUUAGAACAAUGGUUUAAUUGAGACCCUUUCUCUGGUGUGGCAAUGCGAAGUUACCACACGGUCGUGACGGUCCACACCAGCUGGCCCUUGAUCGAUAACUUCCAAGUCAUCUUCUGGUUUAUAGUUCCACUUAUUCACCUCAAACAUGUACACAACCUCCAAGAAGGACCAUCGCAUUAUCAUGGGGACCGACCGAAGGCCAAACCCACUGCGCUAUGUGAAUCUUGAGGAGUGGGACGAUGGUGCCUACGGUGACAUAUCAUUUCAAGAAUCCCAACCGGAGACCCUCGAGGAGCCAUGGCCAUAUAGAUUUCGGAAUGGCGAGAGCGUGUGGAUCCACUCCACAGGUUAUGAUUGGUAUCAAGGGAAAAUUUCUGGACAACCCAAGGCUGCCCAGACGAAGAUGGGUGAUGGACUUUUUUGGCCUGUCACUUAUAAUCGUAAUAAGCGCAGAUAUGCAGCACCUCUCAAUGGCGAGUUGAAGCCUGAUACUCCGCCUAUAAGGAAGAUGCUGGAGGAGGCAGGUGUCUUGUAAGGUGCUGGCACCUACUCACCGUUUCCUUAUUUUACACCGUAUUAUGUUCCAUGUACAUAUACAAUGACCGACAUUGCAUUGUAACACUACCACACAUUCACCGACGCCAUAGUAUCCUAUUGUUUUGCCUUUAAAGAGUUGUUAUCCGGAUCGCUCUGGUUGUCUUGUUUCUUGGAGUAGACUUGACCCAAAUUAUAGGCGCAUGUGUGACGUGCGUGACUGAAAUCUCUUCUAUCACGAUUAACAUCUUAAUCCACGACUAAGACAGACGACCACCAUGACGAAGACGUAUCUUAUGAAC
Messenger RNA from Suillus bovinus, 1059 nucleotides. RefSeq lists its product as uncharacterized. The record is from RefSeq and is a predicted model, not a curated record. The transcript is spliced from 6 exons. Bases 369 to 758 code for a protein of 129 amino acids. Lineage: Eukaryota; Fungi; Basidiomycota; Agaricomycetes; Boletales; Suillaceae.